This is a messenger RNA of Leptidea sinapis, 1649 nucleotides long. Its product is annotated as tether containing UBX domain for GLUT4. The transcript is spliced from 8 exons. The record is from RefSeq and is a predicted model, not a curated record. Bases 88 to 1605 code for a protein of 505 amino acids. NCBI's taxonomy places the organism in Eukaryota, Metazoa, Arthropoda, Insecta, Lepidoptera, Pieridae. Gene Ontology annotation, molecular function: protein binding.
AGGUUUGACAAGCGGUAAAUCUUAUAAAAUCUCAAUUCAUUGUUGUUUAUAAACGUAUAAAUAUUUGUGUUUAUACUUUUCUCAAAUAUGUCGAGAGAUAUAAUAAUUUUAGCUCCAAAUGGAAGAAGAAUUAAAGUACAUUGCACUCCAGAUACUAGUUUUUUGCAGGUAUUGGAAGAUGUAUGUGAAAAGCAGGGAUAUGAAGCUGGUGAUUAUGAUUUGAAACAUCACAACCACAUAGUUGAUUUGACUACAACUAUUAGGUUUUGCAAUAUACCAAAUAAAGCAACACUUGAGAUGGUUGAGGCUGAACGGAAAAGAGUUGAAGCCAAUGUGACUGUUGGUCUGAUGUUGCAAGAUGGUGAUAGGAGGACUGCAGACUUUUCUCCCAACACAACACUCCACAGUAUAAUUGUGUCCUUGGCUGAAAAUGAAUUCUCUCAGUUGAAAAACCCCUCAGUAACAUAUAUGAGACAAGAGGUGGUAGGUGUUGCAGCUCUUAAAGAAAAAACACUGAGACAAUUAGGUUUGAUAGCUGGCCGAGCCAUACUGAGACUAUUGGAGAAAACUGAACCUAUGCAAGCUAAUGUAUCUUCAGUUUAUAGAAGUUCUAAACCAGAAAAGGAUAAAAUAGAAUUGAGAGAACAUAAAGAAGGUAAUGUUGAAACACCUAAUUAUUCUGCAAAUCUUGAAAAAGCUGAAGCCAGUGAUAAAGAAGUUGCUCACAUGGAAGUUGAUAAAAACAAAUUUGAUACAAUAACAUCAAUAAUAAAGAACGAGAAACAAAGGGUUAUCAAUAAAGAUAAUGGGAUACAUAUAAAAGAUAGUAGUUCUGAUCACACUGUUGUUAAGGAUUCAGAAAAUAAGAGCACACCUAAGGAAAAACCUGGUGUAAAAACCCAGAAACAUGAAACACAAGAGGAGUUAGAAAGGCGUCUUAGAAUUGAAGAAGAAGUGACAUUUGUUGGAUCUCAAAAAGCAAUAGCAUUCAUGCAACCAGAUGAAGCACAAGAUGAAUUGUCAGAUCUACCCGACGAUUUCUACGAGUUAAGUAUAGAGGAGGUUCGUAAAAUAUACCAUGAACUGCAGCAAAAACGAAUGGAAAUGGAAAACACGCCACUUAUGACGACGUCGAAGAGGGCAGAACUGAACAGUGAGCUGUCCCAGGAAACAUUAAAGACAUACAAAAAUGUCGUUGUCCGAGUACAAUUUCCAGACAGAAUGAUUCUGCAAGGUGUUUUCACACCGAGCGACACAAUCCAAGAUAUACAGAAUUUUGUGCGAACUCACCUGCAGGAUCCGGAUAAGCAGUUUCAAAUAUUUUCCACACCGCUUAAGAAGAGUUUAGAUCCAAAAACAACAUUAUUAGAAGCGAAAUUUGUGCCUUGUGUUCAUAUGCAUUUUAGAUGGCUAGAAGAAAAUUCUGGAAGUCAAUAUUUAAAACAAGAAAUAUAUUCACGAAAAACGUCGAGUGACGCGGCCAGUAUUUUAGCAUCGAAAUACAGGGCGCCCAGUCGUCGAAAACUAGAUGAUAACACUGGAAGUUCACAAGCAACAUCGUCCUCAUCAAAACAGAGCAAAGUGCCAAAGUGGUUUAAAAAAUAAGAAUUUUAUAAGUUUAUUUAUAAUAAAGUUACUAUGCAAUACUA